UCUCCAUCGUGCAAGGGUAAUGUUUGCUCAGUGGUCUUACUGUAGGGACUGGAUACACCUGUAAGCGGGGUGCUAAAACGUCAGCAUGGACAAACCAGGGAAGGACGACCCAUCUGACAUCCAGAUGAGCGACUCUGAGAAGAACUCUGGAAAGCAACCAGUCACAGCCUGCCUGUUCAGCGCUGCCUUCUUCGGUGCCCUGGGGUCAUCGUUCAUUUACGGCUACAACCUGUCGGUGGUCAAUGCCCCUGCGUUGUACAUUAAAGCCUUCUACAAUAAGACCUGGAUUGAGAGAUAUGGCGAGCCCAUUGCAGCAGAGACAGCCACCAUCCUCUGGUCCAUCACAGUGUCCAUAUUUGCUAUUGGAGGGCUUCUCGGGGCGCUAAGUGUCUCUUUAAUCUUAAAAGUUCUGGGAAGAAAGGGAACCUUGUUGCUGAAUAACGUCUUUGCCAUUAUCGCUGCUCUGCUGCUGUCCCUGGGUGAGAGGGCACAAUCCUUUGAGAUGCUCAUCAUUGGCCGCCUCAUAAUCGGGGUGGACUCUGGUAUAGCUCUUAGCGCCCUCCCCAUGUACCUGGGAGAAAUAACACCGAGACACAUCAGAGGCUCCAUUGGCCAGUUCAACGCCAUCCUCAUCUGCUUGGGUGUGUUCACGGGACAAGUGCUGGGCCUGCCUGAGUUGCUGGGUCAGGAGUCCAGGUGGAACCACCUGUUUUCCUUCCUGGCCCUGCCUGCAGUGCUGCAGCUGUGUGUGCUGCCCUUCCUGCCUGAGAGUCCUCGCUACCUGCUGAUGGAGAGGAGGGACGAGGCUGCAGCAGAGAGAGCCUUUCAGAGGUUAUUGGGGAAGAAAGAUGUGUCCCAGGAGCUGGAAGAGGUCCAUGCGGAGGCUCGUGCUCAAGAAAACCUCUGCGCUGCGUCUGUGUUACAGCUUCUGAGGAACCCUGCUGUUCGCUGGCAGCUCAUCACCAUCAUCAUCACCAUGGCCUGCUAUCAGCUCUGUGGCCUCAACGCUAUCUGGUACUACACCAACGGGAUCCUUCGAGAUGCAGGUUUUGCUGCAAACAUCAUCCCCUACAUCACACUGAGCACCGGAGGCGUAGAAACUUUGGCGGCCAUCGUCUCUGGCUUGGUGAUAGAACGAAUCGGGAGGAAGCCCCUCCUCAUCUUCGGUUUCUCUGCCAUGGCGGUCUUCUUCAGCCUACUCACUGUGUUCCUCAAUUUUCAGGACAGCGUGUCAUGGAUGCCGUACCUCAGCUACAGCUGUAUCCUGGCUGUGAUUGCCUCCUUUUGCUCUGGGCCAGGUGGCAUCCCCUUUGUCCUGACUGGGGAGUUGUUUGAACAGUCCUAUCGACCCGCCGCCUUCAUGAUUGCUGGCACCGUAAACUGGCUGUCCAACUUCGCCGUGGGCCUCCUCUUCCCAUUCAUUCAAGAGGAACUGCAGUCCUUCGCCUUCCUAGUGUUUGUGGCGGUCUGCAUUUUGGGAUCUAUCUACCUUUGUGCUGUGCUCCCUGAAACUAAAAAUAAGACUUUUACCGACAUCAGUCAGAGCUUUGCCAAGAUUAACAACAUUGCCAUCCCAACCCCUGGCCAUGAAAUGGAGCUGGUGUUGACCAUUGGGCCUGACUCAAAUGGAAAAGUUCAAGACAUCAUAAAGAUGGAGAGUUCAUUUUAGACUCCAAUUAUUGUGGACACACAGGGUUGAAAUGUAAAAUGUAAGUAUGUGUUAUUUGUAUAUAUUUAUUUAAUUAAUUUCAAUCAAUGAUGUUAAAAUCACAUGCUGUUUUUGGUAGUUUGAAUAUAUGACGUUUUUUUGUACAGGUUUUUUUUAUAACUGGAAUAUUUAAAAUGUUACAGUAUAUCAGUUUACAGCAAUUGUAUGUACUUUUGAAAAUGAAACAAAGCAAGCACAUAUUUCAUGUUGUUUGUUAUUCAUCUGACUAUAUAUAAAAUCACUAAUUUCAGAAACUGUAACUUGUUGAAGGUAUUUAGAAAUCAGGCCUACACAAGGAAUAAUUACAUGGUUGUAGGAGGCUUACAUAAAAUAUUUAUGUCAAGUAAACUCUAAACUGAUAAAUCAUCA
Messenger RNA from Labrus bergylta (ballan wrasse), 2077 nucleotides. RefSeq names its product solute carrier family 2 member 9, like 2 (gene slc2a9l2). Gene Ontology annotation, cellular component: plasma membrane. Lineage: Eukaryota; Metazoa; Chordata; Actinopteri; Labriformes; Labridae. Gene Ontology annotation, molecular function: hexose transmembrane transporter activity. Gene Ontology annotation, biological process: monosaccharide transmembrane transport. The record is from RefSeq and is a predicted model, not a curated record.